Messenger RNA from Ambispora gerdemannii, 792 nucleotides. The record is from the annotation of a GenBank genome assembly. Lineage: Eukaryota; Fungi; Glomeromycota; Glomeromycetes; Archaeosporales; Ambisporaceae.
AUGUCUCAAACUAUCAAAAUACGACCAGCAGGAAAUCCUAUUCAUGACACUAACGAAGAAUAUCUUUCGAAAAAUUCUGGAAAUGACAUCUUAUUCACGCUGCCGAAUGGAUUAACAAACGCACUACAGACAUGGACACUAGUUCCACACCAACAUCCAUUAUUCGUCGGUGGGUAUUGGAUUUUGUUAAAUGGACAGAAAAAUGUCGCGCUCGGAUACAACUGUAAGAAGAAUAAGGUAACUGUUUCACAGUUAAUCCGAGGGAGUCCAUGGUUUGUAUGGCGAAUUGAAUCUCGCAGGUCUUACGACAAUAGCUUUGAAACCGAAUAUAAAAUUAGUCCGUUUUUGAAUCCUUCUCUUGGAUUAACACAUAAGGGUGCAUCGCAACCUGUUUGUGUUGAACCGGUCUAUGAAGGAAUGGAGGGUUCAUUUGGUCAGAAGUGGCUUUUGGUUCUCCCUAGGGAAAUGAAACCACAGCAACUAAUCGACAAAAUUACUCCUCCAGAUUUAAAUUUAUCUUGCUCAUCUGCUUUUAAUGAUCAAGCGACCAGUUCAUCAAGCAAUCAAGCAACUAGUUCAUUAAGCAAUCAAGCAUCCAGUUCAAACAAUCAAGCAUCCAGUUCAAACCAUCGAGCGACCAGUUCAUCAAGAAAUCAAGCAAUCAGUUCAUUAAGCAAUCAAGCAUCUAAUUCAAACAAUCAAGCAUCCAGUUCAAGCAAUCAAGCAUUAAGUAUUCCUGCAAAAAGAAACAAUCCAUUCACAAAUAAAGUAAAUAAAGAAAGUUGGAUAUAA